GCAGUUGGUGAGAUGCCUUGCUGUGUGCGUGCUACUGCUUGGCCAGUUUUGCCCAACCCGUUUGCAUGCAGCGUCACCGAAGCUGCGCGGGAGGUUUUGAGCCUUUGAAUUCAAAUUAUUCGAAAGCAUCCCCGACAGUAAUCAAAAUACUGGCAAGAAGUUUCUGCGCUAAUGUAUAUAAAUUGAGUGUUGGGGAGGGCGGUUACAGGUUUGCAUGCACCCAACCUGCGAGAGAGAUGGGCUAAACACGGAAGCGUGAUGACCGCACCGUAACCUGCGCACUUUUAUUUACUGAAAAUGGUCAGCAUUGUGGGAAACGGAGGAAAGAUUACAGAAAGGGGGAUUAGUGCAUGAAAUCGCUAGGGUAGCGCUGAACGACCGGGAAUAGCAAUAGAUAGUAACGUUCUCGAUCAGAAUAUCGGCACCUUAUGCAUAAGGAGACUCACGGUUUCAUCGACUAGAACACAAGCAACGUUCUACUUCUAGAACAAAGCUUAGAUGAAAUCGGCAUUGGCAAGCCUGCGCCACUAUAUGUACGCACGAAAAAUAAAAGUUAGAAAUGUAGCCAAUAAACCUUUGUAUCAUUGCUGCCGCUAUUUUUAGAGCUUGAAAGGUGCAUUCAUUAUGCUUCAGUGAAAACAAAGCCAAAUAAAUCAGAAACUUUCUCAUUAAAACUCGCAUUAGUUAUUCCAUAAUUAUGUUGAAAAGGUUUAACAGGUACACCGCAACAAAUCACUUUCGUUAUUCCCACUCUGUUCAUGCCAGGUGAGUACUUUUGAUAGAUAGCUCACGAAUUUCAGACAUUGUAAAAUUUGACACACACCAGAGACAAACAGCUGUGUUACAAGUGCAAAAGCCUGUGCACAAUCGCAUCAUAUGUGUGUAAAGUGUGGGAAGCCAGUCAUGUGGCAGAGGUAGAGAAGGGAUGGUAGAAGAGCAUGUAUAAUGUGUACGUGCAUGUGUGUGUGUACGUUUGUACACAUAGGUCUGAUCCAGACCAUGACCUGUUGCAUUUUGCUCCUCGAAGAGUCGGGACAUGCUUCGAGUAUGCUCUUGAACACUUUGCUAUAUGGCAAAGGCGGUUUAUAUAAUAAAUCUACAACCUUAAAAAGGUGCAAUGUAAUGCUCGCAUUUCUCUCGCAUUUACUGCUUAUUCACCAUUGAGCUUAUUCAAUUUUUUUUUGUCGGGAAAUGACUCAGCACCUUACACAAGUGGAUGUAUUGUGUGUACCUAAUAUACCCAAAUUUCAGCCAAGUAUCUUCCUAUAUUAAGUGGUGUUGUGUAACAUGGGGAGAGAAGUUGAGACCACAGAAACUUGGGAAAUUUGUAAGGCUUCAUGGUAGCUACGGUGCAUCACGACAAAAAAGGACCAAGGUAAGGACAGGACAAGUACGGUCCUGUUUUUACUUUGCCUCAUGUCUACAUAUUUUGUUGUGAAAAGUUGGGUUGCCAUGGCUGAUCUCUGUCAGGUGCCACACUGCUUCUUGCAAGCCAUGUGGCUCUUCACAUCUAAAGCAAGGUCAAUUAGGGGUGCGAUCUUGUACGCGUUCCAAAAUCGAACGGACCGCCUCGGCCCGUGCUUUAUGCCACGAAAUAGGCGGUCCAUUCCGUUGCGUUCGUCCGAUGGCGGACGACACGGACUGAUUGACAGCAGAUAUCACGUCACAAAUGAUGUCGUGGCGUUCGUCACGGUUCAAAUUGACCAAUCGUGUGCGGCUCGGUGGAACGGACCGCCUCCGUUCUAUUUUGGAAUGUGUACAAGAUCGCACCCUAGAGGUGCUACCUGAUCACUUGUUUCCAGCUGUUGAUCUCCCUUCCUGUGGCGCAGGUGGGCACUUCUUUUGCUGUUUCGUUGGCCUAAUUGCAUGUACAGUCAGUGGGCAUGUUGUUGCACUUGACAUCAAUGCCUUUGCUGCAUGUUGCAUAAUCCUAAGGUAAUUGCAGCAUUUUUGUGUGUGUGUGAAGAAAGCAUAUUUUUGUGCCAAGCAAAUAUGGACAGAGUUGAGACUAAGGCCAGCCUCUGUCUCGUUUCUCACUUUUACUUUUUUGGUCCUUUAGUGGAUAUCACAUCUUGACUUCCUAUGCAUGACCUCUCACCAUGUUAUGUAUAGUCACGUUCAAUAUAUGCUUUAACAUGGUCACUGUGGUCCAAGAAGCCCCCAAGACUGCAUGGCGACAAUUUUGAGUACGAAGCACCAUUCCAGUCACUGGUAUUUAUUAAACCAAUAUUUCUCCGAUUGGAGAACUAAACCUGUUUAGUCCUUUUCCUGUACUCCGAUUGUUUCUGUAACAGAAAAAGAAAUAAAAUGAAAGUGGACAUCGUUCCAAUUACUGGUAUUUAUUAAACCGAUAUUGUGUGUGUCUGCAUCAUCAUGCAGUCUUGGAGCCCGUUGGCUGUCCACAGGCACCAUGUUGCAGCUCAUAUUGAAACCACAUUGUUUGUUGCACACUCGUGCAAGUGUACUAUGCAUAGAGUAACAGUAUAUUUGAAUCUACAAAGGUGGAUGAGGUCUCAUCAAGCACAAUUUAGUGUUUGUAGCUUCAGGCUCCUCUCAUGCCUAAGGAACCAAAUACACAAAACUGAAAGCUUCUGUUAAGAGCCUACAAGCUUCAGCAUUCAAUAAUGUACCUCUUUCAUUGCAGCUGCGAGAAAAGGUUGGAGUGGCGAAUUCCAGAAUGAAGUCCUAGAAAUGCAUAAUGUUGAGCUUUCUCACGUUUGCAGAAUAUCUUAACUUUCUUAAAUAAGUUCCUAAAGGCUUAUCUAAUGUAAGCAUUAAAGGUCCGCAAUAGCUGUAUUGUGGAGUUAUUGCAUGCGUAAGGAAGCUGUCUGUAACUACCUGCAACAUCACUGGAUUUAACCAGAUGCAAACCUUCAGGCAAAGUAGCUCCUAAUUUGGUGAAAGGAAAAAUACGUAUUUAUGCACUUGAAAUGGAACAGCACAAUCUAGAAAUAUUAGUGAAAAUCAACAUAAAUCUGAAGGGCUGGGACUGCCUGCUCACUUAGCAGCCAAAAGCGUCAAUCUCCAUAUUUUAGUUGGAUGUUUGAUAAGCAACACUGUGUCAAGUUUAGCAGUUACCACAAAUGUGAAGCUAUGCCACUUCUCGCAGGAAAAAACUCGUUUACUUGAAUCUACAGAGCUAGAAAUCUGUCCCAAAAUUUUCCUCUAAUGCCAGAGAAAGGAACACCACUGCAAGUAAACUGAAUAUUUUCCCACUCAGUGCCAGUCACAAAUUCUUUACAAAACUGCGUGACAUUACAACUUAAAAUUCUCAUUCUUGUGUGUAAUCCUUGAUUGAUGUCUCGAUUGUCUUAUCUUGGUUUCUUUGCACAAGUAUUUUGAUAAGCUAUAGUAAUUGGUCAAAUUCACUGCUUUCGAUUCUUUUGAGUGUAAUAUAAAUUACACCAACAGGCACGGCAGAUACUUACAAAUUCAAGAACACUAAGUACUCUAUAGGUGAAGAAUUCAGUCAUAGAGUGCAGGAAAAGAGAAGAAAACUCUGGGAAAGCACUAAAUCGAACUGUGAGAAAGGUGAAAAAGUAUCCCUAUUCUUUGAUAAACUGUACAUAAACGACAGCAUGUUUGUCUGGGAUGACGAAAUAAACGUGAGUCAUAGUUCAAAAAAACGCCGAAAUAAGUCGACCAGUAACUCGAAGCCACAAACAUUCACAGAAAUAACACUGCUAAAUGUGAAUGCGAGAAGUAUUGUAAAUAAAACUGAAGCAUUAGAAAACCUGCUACUUGAGCACAGCCCUGAAAUUGUUGCUAUUGCUGAAACAUUGCUUUCACCAGGAAUAUACAGCCAUGAAAUAGCACCCCCAAAUUACUCAGUUAUCCGUAAAGAUAGACCAACUCGAGGCGUAGCUCUGCUUAUUAAGAUGAGUCCUUACUCUUUGUAUUGACGCCCAACGUUCCAAAUGUUGAGGCUGUGUUCUGCAGGAUUACGUGCGAUGAUCUUGCUAUACUUACUGGUUGCUUUUACAGAAGUCCUCUUUCUGGUCACGAAAGUGUUAUUGCUGUACAGGAGUUUAUGCAGACGCAUGCUAGCAAACGAGUUAUUCUUAUGGGAGACUUCAAUUUACCUGAUAUUGACUGGAAUACCAUGCAUCACACUUCACUCUCAUCAAAUUCGCUCAUUGAUAUGAUGCUAAAUUUCGGGAUUCAUCAAGUUGUAACCUCUCCUACGCGAACACAAGGAACAAGCGAUAACAUCCUAGACUUAGUAUUGAUUAUUGACUGAACUCGGAGGUCAUAAAUGGUGUCUCAGACCACAGCAUACCAAAAUGCCAGCUGCCCCUCGGAUGCACUGCAACAGCCAAAACUAGAUGAAAAAGUAGAUGAUUCCGCUAUACUAACCUAUUUAGUGCAUGAAUACCAAGAAUUUUACGAAAUUGCCAACGAUAGUUCUGUUCACGUUAAUGAUCUCUUGCUUCAUUUCAAGCGUAUAGUCUCGCACUGCAUGCGUCAUUACAUCCCGAAAAAAAGUAAAAAAUCAAAUGAAAAAAUCCUUGGAUAACACGCGAUAUAAUUCACGACAAGCGCAGAAUAAAACGCUUGUGGCAUAACAUGAAAAAGAACAGUGAAAGUACACAAAAAAAAUCGCAACUCCCCCGCGCUGCCAACGAACUCAAGUUAAAGACUAAGCUUGUGAAGCAUAUAUAUUUCAAUGAAACAUUGCCUAACCUUAUCAAUGACAACCCUAAUCGCUCUUGGAACUUUUUUCGCACACGACCCGCAACGACACCACAUCGUCCAUGCGAGGAAAAACUGGCACUCACUGAUAAAUUUAACCAACACUUUCAGUCAGUCUUUACUAAAGAUAACGACACAAUUCCAUAUUUGCCACCAUCAUCAUUUCCCACUGUUGACACAUUAACAAUAAACGACUCUGGAAUAUUUAAGCAGUUACUUGAAUUAGACGUGAAGAAAGCAAACGGUCCCGAUAACAUUCCCAACGAGUUCUUCAAAGGUUAUGCUGAAUGUAACAGUGAAUAUCUUGGCCUUAUUAACCGCAAGUCACUUUCGAUGUCAGACCUACCUGAAGAUUACAAAAUUGCCAAAAUUGUGCCGAUUCAUAAGUCAGGCAAUACUAACCUGCCAUCUAACUACAGACCAAUUUCACUUACCAGCACAUCAUGUAAAAUUUUGGAACACAUUAUUCUCAAACACUUAACUGCAUAUUUUGAAGAACAUAUUCUAGUAGAUGUUCAACACGGUUUCAGAAGAGGCUUAUCGACAGUCACUCAGCUAACAGAGGUGGUACACGAUCUUGCUUUAAGUAUUAAUAAUCAUAAUCAAACUAACCUACUUUUACUAGAUUUCAGUAAAGCGUUUGUUUGUGUGGGCCAUACCAAACUAACUGCCAAAAUUACAGCUGCGAUUGGCAAUGGACCCAUUACUGCAUGGAUAAAAACUUUUUAUCUCACUGAUCCCAAUUUGUCGUCAUCGAAAACAUCCCAUCAGCUCCAGUGCCUGUCACAUCAGGGUUCCCACAGGACUCGGUAUUAGGUCCACUGUUAUUAUUGGUUUCUAUCAAUGACAUUACAAGUAACAUUGAUUGUAAAAUCAAGCUGUCUGUAUACGACUGCAUAAUAUGCAGAGAGAUAUGUAAUCACCAGGACCAAGUUCUGCUCAGUAACGCACUAUCAAAAAUAACAGAAUGGUGGGAUGACUGGCAAAUGACCAAUAAUAGAAACAAAACGGUUUGUAUGACAGUAACGAGAAAAAAGCACCCAUCGCUUUUCCACUACACACUUAAUGGCAGCCUCGUAACAAGAGUUCAACAGCAUAAGUAUCUUGGUUUAACAAUAACAUCUGACCUUAACUGGACAUCACAUAUUAACAACAUUACUUCUUGUGCAUUACGAAAACUUUUCUUUCUCAAAAGGUGCCUGCAUUUUGCACCAACUAACGUCAAACUUUUAACUUACAUUAUGUCUGUGAGACCUGUCCUUGAGUAUGCUAAUGUCGUAUGGAUCCCGUACACUAAAACAAACAUAUCUAAACUGGAAAGGAUCCAGAGAAAGGCAGUUAGGUUUAUCCACUGAAAAUAUCGGCACAGUGAUUCCCCUACUCUUCUUCUAACACAGUCAGGGCCUGCAACUGUGGCUGUUCGAGCAAAACGAGCUCAUCUAAAAUUUCUGCAUCAAAUAUUACACAGCCGACUAACAAUAAAUGCCUCUGCAUAUGUGACCUUUUCUAAAUCUCGCAUACUUCGUCAUAAUCAUCCAUAUACACUAAACGAGUUCCUUUGUAAUAACGAUACAUUUCAGUCUUCCUUCUUCCCCUGUGUUGUUCGCAAGUGGAAUAACCUAGAUGCAUCUAUAACUAACACAGUAUCGCAGUCUGAUUUUGUUAAGUUAUUAGAAGAUGAAAUAAGUAGUUAGGAAAGAAUAGUUCUUAUGCACAUAUAACUGUCAGAACUUCCAUUUUCUGAACUAUAGCUAAACAUUUACCUCCCUUGUUUCGUUCUUUGUUUUUGUAACAUUGUAAUAAUCCUUACGUACAUGUAACCUGAAGUGUACUAUUUAUGUGAGUUGCUCUUGUUAUUCAUAUUAUUAGUGUUGUAAAAUUGUGCAUUGAACCUGUUUGAUGUAUUUCCAUUUACAUGUUUUGAUGUUCUUACCAUUUUGUAUAUAAAACAUGCAUUGUAUAUAUAAUUAUAUGCUUACCUGCUAUGGUCUCGAUAUGAGACUGGCAGUAUUGUAAAUAAAUAAAUAAAGCAUUUUCAGUUUAUUGGGAAUGUUACCAAUACAAGGCUGCCAUCAAGUUGAUGACCUGUAAAGGGACGCAUGGUUGAUAUGACUUGUUGGCAUUCAUUGCAGCUCUUCAAUCAGUCAGUUAAUUGUGGCCUGUUUUGAAGCUGAUUGUUUAUGGCAACACUGAGUGGCUUACAUCUAAAAACUUCAUUAUUUGAACUGUAUCCUUGUAUCUGAGCUGUUUAUUUUUUUUUUUUUACCGGUCAGCUUUGAUAUGCGUAAUACUCGUUGGGGGGCUAGUUGGUGCAUGUUUCCAGAAGAGGGUUGUAGCACCGAAAAACACAACACACAGCAAGCGAGACGGGACAGGCGCAACUUCCAACUGUUUAUUCACUGCAUAUGCGAAUGAAUAUAAGGACAAAUCAAGAUGGGUAGCAAGAACCACGCAUGCGCGCGAGGGUUUUUACAAAAAAGCGGAUAGAGAUAGGUGAGGCACACAUGUAUCUCAGGCCCGUGUAUCAGCGGAGAUAGAUGGGGCGCUAUCACAAUCGCUGCAGUUUCUUUCAAUAUAGAAGGCCUCCAACUGUUCACGGGCUGUCUGGUCCUUACUUCUGUUUAAAACCUUUGCUUCUUUCAGCCUUGCCACACACUUAAUUUUUGAUUUAUUUGAUAAAUACUGCCAGCCUUCAGAGAAGGCCGUAGACAGGAGUGGACAGUACAUAUGAAGAAAUGAUCAAAAAUAAGAAGACAAGAACACAUUACACAAGGCUCGCACUACGCACUGAAAAGCAGCGAAAGACCGAUAGUUUGCACGUCGCUUGCAUACAAACCCGUGCUACAGACAUAAAAUUGUACAAAGAUAUAUUGACAGAGUGCUUGACAAGAAAAAACUAAAUCAGGACACGGACCAUUCAAGCUGCGCAUGCGCGUCGCUCGAUAUGACAAACUGCUGUAAUUCAUCACUUAUCGAAGCAUAGCAUGUGUCGCGAGAUGACAAGUGUUGCUGAAAAUCGAAGGCUGAUGGAAUUAUAAAGCACUUAAGAAUGACUGUAUGGUGGGUUUCUCGACAAGGUGUGCACUGAGCCGGUUCCAUUCUCGAAUAGUUCGAGGAAAAAAUGAAUUACUGAAGCAAUCGGUUCUGCAGGCGAAUUCUUUAACUUUUUUCGAGUGAUUUCCUUGUGUGGAACGAUGAGUCACCUGCUGAAUGUACAAUUCCUUAUUGAUAUGCAGAUGAUCAUGAUAUAUUAAAUACAUAUAUUUCAACCUAUCACGAUGACGUCUUAGUUGAAGUGUUUCUAAAUUAGCUUUUUCUAGCAGCUGAGUCGGAGAUGUGUGCCAGCCGUAUGAAUUAAAGACGAAUCUUAUUGAUUUUCUUUGGAUACUUUCGAGUUUUCUUAUAUUUACUUCAGUAAAUGGGUCCCAUAAGACGAAAGCAUAUUCAAGAAUCGGCCUAAUAAAUGUUUUAUAUGCCAGUAACCUUAUUUCUUCUGUCGACUGAUGUAGGGAACGUUUCAGAUACCCUAGCUUCUUCAUGGCCUUUUUUUGUAUGUAGUUAAUAUGUGUGUUCCACCUGAGAUCAGACGUGAUCAUGACACCCAAGUAUUUAUAACUUAAUCUUCCUUUCUUCUCCGCAGGCUUUACAAUGAUGCGGCAGAUGAGAACUAGUGCCAUUUUGUAAAUCCCGAUUAUGUUCCGCUAAUCGGUCGUUAAUACAACGGCCCGUUUGUCUGAUGUACUUCUUUCCGCAUGUGAGAGGUAUCUGAUAUACGACUCCCACGGCACGUAUAGCCAUGCAUAUAUGGCUGCAGCAGCCCAACUAGACAAGGACCAAGAAAAAGAUGGGGGCACCACAUCAAGUGGGGGGGCACCGUGCAGCCUUAUCCCGCCCCGAAGCUGGAUUAUGCUGUCUUGGUGGACUUGCUGCUGCUUUUUGCACUUCAGCACCUCCUGGUACAGCUUUAUCCUUCCCCGAAGAAAAAAAAAGGAAUGUGGAAGAGCAGCUUUCGGAUGCCAUUUAUUUGACGGAAACACCCCUGUCUGGUAGGUCCUUAGUCCUUGUCCAGUCUCACCGUUGCAGCCUGUACCAACUUGCCCGAUUUUCCAUCCUGUUGAUACGAGUGAAUAGGGUAGUAUUAUUUACCGCUGCCACUGUAGGGCACCCGAUGCACAGCACUGGAUCGCGAGCACGUGCUCAGCUGAGGCCAGUAUAUUUGAUAUGGUAGCGGUGCCACCGUAAGGCUGCAAUGGUGUGCUAGAACACUCUAGUGCUGGGAUGUACAAGUUCUGUUAUUUCCACUGAGUUGUGAUGCUUGUGUGUAACUUAUUUGUCUUUGCAGGGGACAAUGGCAUCGAGGCAUCGUGGCCUUCUGGACAUUUCAAAACACUUGGCAUUGGACUAGAAGCACAUCUGUUCAAGUCGCCUAAAUCUCUGCUAGAAGCAGAGUUCAUUCAGCACCCGAUCGGAUAGUAAGGAAGAGAAAGCCCUCCUGCAUUUCCAAGGCAAGCACAAAAUUGGAAGAGACAGUUUGGCAGCUUUUGGUGACAUGAUCGUUGUGUGGCCUUCAAGCACUGCUCCAGGCUGACUUGCACCUACUUCAGUUGUUUGUCAUACUGCAUAAGUGGCCACUGCAGGUUUGAGUGACAUGAGUGAUCUUUUGUUUCAUGUCCAAAGUAUGAUGUUUUGUUUAUGUCCAAUGCAGAUGUGUUUAGUACACAUGUGUGUCAGUCAACUUAAAGGUGAUACAAUUACUGGCCUGCGCUCUUGGGGAAUUCAAUCUUCAUUCCGUAAUUAUGGAGUCUACAGCUGCAUAAAAAUAAAAAAAGUGAGACAGAAAAUUUUCAAUGUCUGUCUCCUUACUGCCUUAAAUUGUGCAGGUGCUUCGUGAAUGUGGUGAGCUAGAGCUAUGCGUGCAUGUUUCUAUGCACGUAGGGCUAAAAUUGUGUUACUGGUGGUCAUCCUCAGGGCAUGCAUAGCAUUAGUUUGUGUUUGUUAUGUUCAUGUGAUCAGUAUUCAUUGUUUACACCGCCUUGGCUUGUUAUAGUUGAUGCAGUCGUGUACUGUUGUGUGCAGUAGUGCACAAGGCGACAAUACACAAUCUUCACCAUUCUGUUGACUGCUUUGCAAAUUAUACAACACUGCAAACAACAGAGGAUUACCAGCUAGCCCAAUCUGCCACCAUUCUUCACAUUGUGCAUUUAGUUGGCAUCUAAUUUUUAGCUCCUCAUUCUCUGACCUUGCCUCAGUGAAACAGUCCUGUGAUCCAUUUGUGCCAUGCAAACAAUUACUCUAUGCAAGCCUUAACCAUCAUUAUUUUGCCGUGCCUUAGUCUUGCAAUAUGUCAUGUCAUUUUCUCUUAUGAACAGUGUCCCUUCUUUUUCUUUUUUUCUAGAAUAGCUUUGGAGAAAAUUGUGUACGCUACAGCUCGGGAAAGAAUGUAUAUGUCAAAAAAUGAAAUAAAAGUUCAUUGUCUGUCUGUCUUAAAAAAUGACACGUAUGAAUGCCGGAAAACGUAGUGUUAUAAGAUACAACUGGACAAAUAGUCUAAACACAGUCAUGACACAAGCAAGAGAAAUGCCAUGUGUGCAAGAAGUACUGCUUUUAAAUCGGUGCUGCAUUGUGGAUCCAAGGCAAACUGAAAAUGUGCUUUAGUCGUAGUAGUAGUAGUAGUAGUAGUAGUAGUAGUAGUAGUAGUAGUAGUAGUAGUAGUAGUAGUAGUAGUAGUAGUUCUGCUGUAUUAGAAAGGGGGAAAGUAGGUAGGAAAUGAAGGGCAUCACAACUGUCUCUCUCUUCAGUGGAGUCCUGAACUGUCCUGCGGCCGUCAGAAUAGAUGGGGUUGAAAUGAAAAGAUGGGGGAGGGGGAAAUAUAAUAGAUGUAUAGAGAAAAGUGAAAAGGGCAGAAAUGCUAUAGGAAAAAAGAUAUGUAUAAGAACUGCUUCACGACCUAGAAUGUAUAUGCCAAAAGAUAUGUUUGCUGGUAAAAGCGUGUAUGCAGUAAAAUAUUGUAACAAAGAAGGUGUUCUGGGUUCUCGCUGUUACCGAGAUCAGAGAUUCUGUUUGGCCAGAACUGCCUGGGUUCUCUUGGUGCUCUGCUGCCUUAAUAAACUGCCUUGCGUUAUAAUUAUUGCUGCCCUUGCCGUGUGUGCCUCUUUAGUGGCAAAUAGGACUUUCAGCAAACUGGGAAAUAGAGAUUUGUAAGAACUAGACAUAGGCAACAAGAAAGUGUUCAUUUGGUGUCAACUUCCCUGCAUGUUCUGUAUGGUUCAGCUGUGCUUCAGUCUCAUUACUUCAAAUGCCCCUUCUUUCAUUAGCUUGACUUCACAAUUUAUUACCGUGUGCUUUUAAUUGAGACAAGAGAAACACUAAAUCAGUUUAAAUGUAUAAAGUAUUCUUUAAAAACAACUUUCGUUAUUUUCACAGUAAGAGGUUGAAUAUCAGAAGAGAAAACAAAGCCCAAAGUACCACUGUUAAAAUUUCGUGCUGAAACCCCAGCUUACAUACGUCAGGGCAAUGUUUGGAAUUUCAUAGUGUUUUCUUCACAUUUGCACCAUUGGGGUUUAGUGAAACUUCCUCAAACUCACCAAGUUCAGUCUUGGGUUCGUUUGGAAUAGAAUGCUGUUCCCCUUUACUGGCACAACAAUUAGGUUAGGUGCGAGUGGUGCUGUCGAAAUGCAUGAUGUCACAGUGAGCUGUUGUGGGAAUGCGGUGACGCUUCUCUGGCUAGCCUCUUCUCAUGAUGAGAGUGGCUUGCUUGGUGUUUGGAAACUCUAAUCCACCAGCCCAGUUCAAAUCACUUUCCUCUUUGGUGUCAUUUCACACAGGUGACCGGUUGUAUGCAGAUCAUCCAUGCAAAAUUUUCAGUGUGGGAAGCAACAAUGAAAAGGAGAUGAGAAGAGUGAAAGAUGUGUAAUGUUUGUGUCAUUGUGUUCGUUGCCUUCUGUCGUUGGUUUCAUCGGUUGCUGUUCUGUGUAUUCAAAAACGGAGAUCAAGUGUGGCGGCCUGUCUGCUUCGUGCAGGUGAGACGGUGAGCUCCCUGCUGAGCCAAGGCCGCCUGCUGUAUGCAUGCUCGUACUGCCCGUACACCUCGGUGCGGCGGUACACUGUGAAGCUGCAUGAGCGCACCCACACGGGCGAGCGGCCAUUUGUGUGCAACGUAUGCAAUCGACGCUUUGUGCAGCGCACCCACCUGGUGGUGCACCAGAAACGGCACGCCUCGGAGAAAAAGCCCCGCAAGUUGUUCGAAUGUCCCGACUGCCAAGCACAGUUCUUGAGCAAGAGGUGGUUCAAAUGCCACCGCAUGUCGCACACAAUGUGAUGGAGGAAUUAACUCGGCCACACGGGCUUGGCAGUACUCGAGGUCACCGAUGGCUUUCGUAGCAGAAAGUGGUUAGCACAACUGCAAAUUAGACUUUCGUACCCCAGGAAGUGUGAAUUUGACUCCUGUUAGGAUUCUCAACAAUGAGAUUGUAGAGCAUUGCAUGUCAGGGAUAAAUGUGCUUUAGGGCUGCGAAACAUUAUCUCUCUUAUGCUGUGUGGGAGAAUUCAGUAUCUUGACUUUAAAGUGAGUUCACUAGCUCUUCCCCAUAGUGUAGAAAACUUAAGCUAGACUCGAAAUGUUCACAGGCUCAGGCCAGUGUGAAGUCUACAACAUUUUCGUUGCACUGCUAAGUUCCAGAUGCAGCUAUGACAGCAUCAAGAGGGUUGCUCUAAUUUCAUGUGUACAAUGUUGUUUAGUGUUCUGUAGUACAAAUACUGCAACGAGCUGCGUCUACAACCGCAUGUUUGUCUGGUAACCGAACCACAGAGGCCAUUUCAAACACAGGACGUCUACAUCUCGUCCAGUCACCUAAUUACCAAAUGCAACAGGCAGCCUGAAGCUUACUGCUUGUCAAUGUCCUUUGCUGGUUGAAGGCAUUAUUUAAUUUUUGCCUAUUGCCACAGUUACCAUGUCAACUACCCAAGCGUCUGUACCAGACCACCAGCCGCAGAAAUGGUACAAAUUUAUAAGUGUAGCACGAUAGAUGAAACUAAGAAAGAAGGCUCAACAAGCGCUAUCUUGCAGGAGAAAUUGUACUUGAAUAAGCAUACAACUACGGACACCAACGACCAUCGUUGCCUCAACCCAUUUGAAUAGUACUUUCUUUUUCUUAGUCUUCUUUGCACUCUUGAACUUGCACUCAACUUGCUUUUACCUUGUGCUAUUGUUUGCAGUUCCUCUAUUGUGUGAUGUUAAGCAAGGGAAGCAUGUUUUUCAUACCACAAUAGUGUGCUCUGUCUGUACAGCUGUUCCUGCAUUUGCAUUUAUUAUCUGUAGAUCUGUCAUCAGCUUUCCUUUUGUAUUAUUUUUCUUAUGCACAUUUCUUUUUUUCUUGAGUCUGUGUGUCUCUGUGGUGUGCUUGACUGGGCCUGUGUGCCGCCCCCCAACAGGCCCAGUCAAGUCAUUUUUGUUCCGCUUUUCGUCUGUGCUCCUGACAUGUAUCCACAGUGUCCAAUAAAGAUUUCAUUGAUCGAUUAAA
This is a messenger RNA of Dermacentor andersoni, 13211 nucleotides long. Lineage: Eukaryota; Metazoa; Arthropoda; Arachnida; Ixodida; Ixodidae. The record is from RefSeq and is a predicted model, not a curated record.